Messenger RNA from Pyrenophora tritici-repentis Pt-1C-BFP, 345 nucleotides. The record is from RefSeq and is a predicted model, not a curated record. NCBI's taxonomy places the organism in Eukaryota, Fungi, Ascomycota, Dothideomycetes, Pleosporales, Pleosporaceae.
AUGACCGCCAUCUUCUUGCCAGAGACCUCCGCCCUAGCUAAAAGACUACUCCUGCACCGCAGGUUUCUGGCUGAGCAGGUAAUUAUCCGCAAGUACAGAUCUGUCGAGAUUGUGCUCGCAUUCAUGGAUGGAUCGCUGGUUUCCAUGGCCGUCUUACGCCGCGAUCUCGACGACCUUUUUGCUGAAGUACGCACUCGUUGUGACAAUUACGGCCCAGACGAAGGAGGCUCCAAGAUUGCGCAAGAGAUUGACAGAUCCAUUGAAGACUUCUUCGACAACUGGUCUAGAGCGUGGCCUUCAGUCAUCAGUGAUCCGGAGAGUAAGAGUUUACCUCCCAUUGCUUGA